AUGCUCCUCCGAGAGUUGACCUUCGCGCCCGGCAUGUAUAGCUUGUGGAGGGUACAAAGGUGCAGAUGCGCGGACCUCCAGGCGUCGGUGUAGGCAGCAAUGCCCAUCUCAUCUUUGUGCGCGGAGGCAGACGUCAUCAGAAAGGUGGACGGGCACUAUGUACACGGCUCUAGGUUUGCUAGAGGGAUCUGUACUGUCUCAGUAACCUGGUUUUGCCAUCAAAGGAGGAGGGGACAGGUGGUGACGAGCUGAUUGGGCUGGUUGAUCCUUCGGCGCGAGAAUUUUUAGACCAAGAACCCUAAGUGCAACGAGGGAGAAAGCGAGGAACCGACUGGGAUGGACAGCAACGAGAGCGUGUACGAAGCGGAGCGGGUCGAGUUUGGUCGUGCUAGGACUGGCCACAGCGGCACCGGAGCAGCGGCACCGGAGCAGGCGGACGACAUCGAACCGUGGCGCACGGACAAACAUCUCUUGUGUUGUCAAAUAUUUCUCCGUUUUUUUCCUGGAUACAGGUGUCGGGUGUGUGUGGUAACGUCACUGGUUUUGUAGGGACGCGGCAGAGAAUGGCGCAGAUAACCCGCGUGCCUCACUUGUGUACCUGCAUCGUGGAAGACCCCUUCAAUGUGGAACGAUUCCUAGUCAGUGUCGAUGAUUAGAUUACACUGCUGUGCCUAACACAGAUGAUCUGGAUAGAUUGGGGUGAUUGUCAAUUAAUUGCAAUUAUGGCUUUGGUUGGAUGUUCUUCUUCAUUGUAUGUCCACGGACUCAUUCUGACAGCACAUCAGACAGCAGCUGCAUGCCCCGAGCUUGUGCACCAUGCAUGCACCAUGGUGUUAUUUUUGUACAGACAGCACUUCAGACAGCAGUACGCUGUAGUCGACAAACAUUCAUUUUGGUUAAAUGCGGGACAAGGGGGGUGAUGCUGCUGCUGUAGUCGAUUUGUAGUGUGUGGGCGUGUAGUUCAGUUGUGAGCAUGCAAACGUGCUGCAGGGAUUGCAGGUGUACCUCCUCGGGCUUGCGUACCCUUUUCUUGCUAAUAGUGUGCGUGUUCUUUAGAUCUUCUGAUGGCUCUAGCAUUUUGGUGACCACGGACCGAGUCUUUGCAAUAUU
Molecule: messenger RNA, 1110 nt
Organism: Ectocarpus sp. CCAP 1310/34
Lineage: Eukaryota; Phaeophyceae; Ectocarpales; Ectocarpaceae
Source: the annotation of a GenBank genome assembly